This is a messenger RNA of Oppia nitens, 1625 nucleotides long. RefSeq names its product putative serine protease K12H4.7. The transcript is spliced from 5 exons. Gene Ontology annotation, biological process: proteolysis. The record is from RefSeq and is a predicted model, not a curated record. Gene Ontology annotation, molecular function: serine-type exopeptidase activity; dipeptidyl-peptidase activity. NCBI's taxonomy places the organism in Eukaryota, Metazoa, Arthropoda, Arachnida, Sarcoptiformes, Oppiidae. The coding region runs from base 81 to 1625 and encodes 514 amino acids.
UAGACUAAUUUGAACACUUUUUAGCAUUAGUCUCCAUAUUAAUAAUUAAAUUGCAUUACUUUUAAUUAUUUCCAUUGAAGAUGAAGUAUUUGUUAAUAAUUUUGUUGUCACUUAUAAUAAGUAGUGGUAUUACAAGUUGUGAUCCAUUGUUUUUUCGUGGCCGACCUUUCAAUAAGCAUGGGAUGAUCGGCAGUCCUGUAUCUCAAUUAGAUUUAUCUUUAAGACAUGCUGUCCAACCAUCAGAGCAAUGGUACGACCAAAAGCUUAAUCACUUCGAUCCGGUUGACACAAGAACCUGGAAACAGAGAUAUUAUGUUAGCGACACUUUUUAUAAAAGAGGUGGACCAGUAUUUCUCCAAUUAGGUGGUGAGGGCACAGCUGAUCCCAUUUGGUUAGUCGAGGGACAGAUUGCCACUAAUUAUGCCAAAAAAUUCAAUGCAUUAUCAGUUCUCUUAGAGCAUAGAUAUUAUGGAAAGUCAUGGCCCACACCAGAUAUGUCUGUCGAUAAUCUGCGAUAUCUGACGAGUCAACAGUCACUUCAAGACAGCGCUUCUUUCGUUGAAUAUCUAACAGAAAAGUUAUCAUUAAAUGGCAGCAAAUGGAUUGUUUUUGGCGGUUCCUAUUCGGGUUCAUUGGCGGCGUGGAUGAGAGCUAAAUAUCCACAUUUAGUGGACGGGGCCAUAGCAUCCAGUGCUCCCAUUCAAGCUGUCGUUAAUUUCAAAGAAUAUUUAGGAGUUGUCAGCAAAUCAUUGGGCGAUAAAUGCGAUGAAGCCAUCAGAGAAGCAACUAAUCAAUUGGCUGAAGAACUUAAGAGACCAAUGGGUUGGAGAACUAUUGAGAAACAAUUCAAACUAUGCGAUACUCUCAAUGGCACUGUUGUUAAUGAUGUCUAUAAUCUUAUGCAAACUCUUGCUUCAAAUGUCGAAGGAGUAGUUCAAUACAAUAAAGACAAUCGAGAUUUUGAGGGUGCCAGAGCUACAAACAUCACCAUUGAUGUCAUCUGUGACACAAUGACAGACAUAUCAAAUCCAAUAACAUUAGAUAAAUAUAUCAAAGUUAAUGAUAUAAUUCUUGAAGCUUAUGACCAAAAAUGUCUUGAUUUUAAAUACAAUAAAUUUAUUAAACAAAUGCAAUCAAUUGACUGGAAAUCAAGUGCUGCUGAAGGGGGAAGACAAUGGACUUAUCAAACAUGUGUUGAAUUUGGAUUUUAUCAGUCAUCUGAUCUAAAAACACAACCGUUUGGUCCAUAUUUCCCAAUAGACUUCUUCACCCAACAGUGCACUGAUAUAUUUGGUGACAAAUAUAACUUGGAUUUAAUUGAGAAGUCAGUUGACUUCACAAACAACUUUUAUGGCGGUUUUGGUCUUAAAGUUCGCAAAGUAUUGUUUCCCAACGGAUCUAUAGACCCGUGGCAUGCAUUGGGGGUCACCACUGAUCUCAAUCCAGAAGCUAAGGCUCUAAUGAUCAACGGAACCGCUCAUUGCGCUGAUAUGUAUCCCAAUUCAGAUAACGACACCAUUGAGUUAACUAAUGCCCGAAAAAUUAUUGUCAACACUUUACACCAGUUUCUCAAUAAUCAUAAUUAUAAUAAUUAUUAUGAAGUAACCAAUCAAAUCAUUUUCUAA